Molecule: messenger RNA, 4209 nt
Organism: Galeopterus variegatus (Sunda flying lemur)
Lineage: Eukaryota; Metazoa; Chordata; Mammalia; Dermoptera; Cynocephalidae
Source: RefSeq, a predicted model, not a curated record
AUGGUAGGGAUGACUCCAGCUGUGGCAGGCUAUUUGCACAAUGAUGGUGGCUGUCUGGCAGUGCCAAUGGUGGUGGUGACUGCAGGAGUUGCAGUCGCAGCAGCUGCCCACUUGGCUGUGGUGUCCACAGUAACAGCCAGUGCAAUUCCGGUGUCUGAAGUGUCAGCGAGGUUACCUUGCAGCUGCAGCAGUGGUAUCAGCAAUAGCAGCUGUAACUGCCUCCCUAGAAUCUGCAGUGCCCUUGGUGGCACCAAGCCAAUAACUACAACUAGUUCAUCAAGUGAACUUGUAUUACCCCUACAAGCUGUGUCCCUUCCAAGUGAAAGAGUACCUGACAUACUUGAAUAUUUUUCUCCAGAAUGGCUCAACACUCCAAGUAGUGAAGGAGCAGUUAUGAUGCGACAUGAUGAAGGAAACGAAUCUGAAACAGAAAUUUCUGAUACAAAAGGUUCUGAAACUCCAGCUGGUUCUUUGGACUCUAAAAGUCUCCAAUGCCUAACAAUAGUUGAAAGUGACACCCCCCUUAUGGACUCUGGCUCUGAAAGAUGUGUGAUUGAUUCUGACUCUGAUAGAGGCAUUAGUUUGGAUUCUGACUUAGAACAUUCAAAAGAUUCUGACUCAGUAAUAUGGGGAAUGGACUCAGACUCAGAAAAAUGUCCCAGUGACUCAGACUCAGUGAAACAUCUGCUAGAAGCAGAAAACUAUCAGAUGAUUUCAGGCUCUGCAGAAGACCCGAUGGAGUCAAAGCAACACCUGGUAGGAGUUGAACAGAGCCAGGUGGACUCUGACUCUCUGAAAGACUGGAUGGACUCAGGUUCAGAAAAAGACUUGGUAGAUUCUGACUCUGCAGAAUAUCAAAUGGUCUCUGACAAUGAAAAAUCAGGGGUAGACUCAGACUCAGAAAAAUGCCCCAUGGCCUCUGCAUCUGUGAAACACCUGCUGAAGGCAGAAAAACGCCAAAUGGCCUCAGAUUCUAUAAAACGCCUAAUUGAAUCUGAAAAAAGUUUGAUGGAGAUGGAAAAACUUUGGAAGGUCUCUGGUUCUGAGAAGUAUGUGUUGAACUCAGACAAAGAAAGUGGUAGAAUGGACUCUGCUUCCGCACCUGCAGUAUAUCUGAAAGAAAAACACCAGGAGAAGACUAGUUCUGAGAAAUAUAUGAUAGACUCUGACUCUGGACCAUGUGGGAUGGACUCAGACUCAGAAAGAUAUGGACUAGCCUCAGCAAAUGUGAAAUGUCUCAUGGAUCUUAAAACAUUCCAGUUGAGCGCUGACACUGAGGGGCUCUGGAUGGAUUCUUGGUCUGAAAGACGUACAAUAGACUUAGACUCUGAAUGCCUAGGGAUGGCCUCUGAUUCUGUGAAACACAUGAUGAAGACUGAAAAGUACCAAAAGGCCUCUAACUUGGAGAGUUUCUGUAUAGGCCUUGGGUCUAAAUCUGAAAGAUGUCUCAUGGACUCUGAAAGAGAAGAGUUGAACUUUGUCUAUGAUAGAUACUGGGAUAGUUCUAGAAAAUAUAAGCAUAGGUCUAUAGGACUUCAGGAUAGCUCUGGAAGAUGUCAGGAUGACCUUCAAAAACAUUGGGAUAACUUUGAAAGACAUCAAAUAGACUCUGCUUCUAGAAAACAUCAAACAAAUUCUGAAAAGGAAAGGCAUCAAAAUGAGUUUGAAAGUGAAAGACACCUAAUGGAGAAAGAGAGGGAACAGUGUCUGAUACAAUUUGAAAAUAAGAGACUUCAAAUGGAUGAAGAGAGGGGAGGACAUCUCAAAGAGUCUGACAAUGAAAAAGAGCACAGGAUUGAAUGUGACAGUGAAAGACACCACCUUGACUCAGAAAAUGAAGCACAACGGCUUGGUGCUCGCAAAAAGGAUAAUCGUCCUCUAGGUUUUUGGAGGCCCAUAUUCCAGACUUCUCUUCUUGGCCAGGGAAGGCAAACUGAAGAACAACACUCUAUGCAACAAAUAGAUAACAAAGUUUCCAGAAUUCAACUUCUGAAGUACCUGAGUGAUGACAAAAUUGUGAGAUUCAAAAAAGAGUCUCCAACUCUCAGUGACAAGCAAGACUCAAAGCCAAAGUUAAAGGAAAAGUGCAGCCACAACCUUUCUCCAGACCCAAACAUAUUCAUGGAUAACAAGCAUCAUAGAAAUGUCACCUGUAAAACUUCUGUCUAUAAGAGCCUUUUUAAGGACUACAAAUAUGCACAUAGUUUUCAGAGUUCUGCAUCUCCAGUGAAGCCUAUUCAUUUCCUAAGUGCUAAGGGUUACACCUUUGAAGUUUCAACGCCUGUCUGCGACCCAGCUUCCAUAAGCCCUAGGCCUGUUGUACGCCCUAAGACUCACAGAUACAACACACAUUCUUUGGACAUAGGAUCUCAAAUAUGUUUCAGAUGUUUGGUGAAAAUCAAUAACUCUCCUUUUCAUGAAUGCCUCAUUAAUUCUGAUGAUGAUUCAGACCCUGACCGUUCUUUACAUCUCCAAAUUCCUUCAGAUUCUAAAUAUUCUCUGAGCCCCAAGUCUGUUAGACACCACAAGACUUCUCGGAACAGGGCUUUAUCUCGAUCCCUGGAUCCUAAGCAUCCUGUAGGCAGUCGCUGUCCUCUACGUUGGGAAGAUUCUAAAUAUUCCCUGGGCUCAACUUCUUAUUUGCAUUGUGAAAGUUGCUCAGCUCUCCAAAAUCUCCUAUGUUCCACUAUUACCUGUACCCUUCCGACGAACCCCCAAAAUAACAUGGGCCACUAUAGUGCCCCUGACCCAUUCAGUGUCAUCAAUACCAGCAAUGUUGCUGGCCUUGAAAGUGAGGGCAAGUUCAACCUUGCUUUCAAGCUGAAAAAUGAAGCCAGUCCUGACAAUGACACUAAACCGGUUGGUUCUGACAAUCUCAAUGAUAAGGUCAACACCAAAAACAGAACUCUUCCCAAAGAUGAGACAGACCAUGAAGAUGAGACAGACUCUGCAGAUGAUACAAAUGAUGAUGAUGAAACAGACCCUGAAGAUGAAGAUAACACCAGAGAUAAGAAAGAUCCCAGUGAUAAGUCUGACCCUGAUGAUACUGAUCCCAAAGACAGCAACACUGAAAAUGAUGCUGAUACCAACAGUGGAUCUGAUCCCAGUGGUGAUGCUGGCCCUACAGGUGGAUCUGAUUCUAACAAUGAUGGUGACCCCAACAAUGGAACUGACUCCAACAGUGUACUUGACUCUAACAUUGAUAAUGCCACUAACAAUGACACUAACUCCAAAUACAGCACUGAUCUUGAGGAGGAUUCACACACCAACACUUUAGAUGAUGCUUCUGGUCUAUACAGUGGGGUUGAUCAGGACAGUACUGCUGACCCCAGUGAUGGCACUAAUCCAAAAUACACCUCUAGGCCCCAGAAUGAAACUAUCCUGGAUUACACUUCUGGUUUCAACAGUGGUACUGGCCCUAGCAAUGCCACUGGGCCUGGCAAUGAUAUUUGCCCCAGCAUUGGUCCUGACCCCCAGAAUAUCAGAUCAGGUACCAACAGCCCUGGCCCCAGCAACAAUGGCACUAGCCCCAACAACAGCCCCAGCCCCAACACCAAUAGCCCUGGCUCUGAAAAAGACCCUGACUCUAACUAUAGUGCCAGCCCUAGUAAUGUCACUAGUAACAACAAUGCUAUUAAUCCUCACAGUGAUGCUGAUCCCAACUAUGGUAUAAGACCCACAAGUGCUGCUGGCCACAACUAUGCAGCUGCCCCAAACUAUGACUCAGACCUUAACUAUGUACCAGGAUUUCCUCAUGAAAAAGUUUCUAGCUUUGUAGUAAACCCAAACUCUAUUGCCAGAAACAGCUAUGUUGCCAGACCCAGCUCUGCAGGUAGCUCUGUCAAUGCCACUGACACCAGCAACACCACUGGUAGUUACAGUGGUGCCAUUAAGUCUAGAGCACCUCUAAAUUUUCUGAUCCAGCUAUGCUUGGUAGAAAUUAUACAAUUUUUGACGACCACAAAUUUGGUGCUCACUUCAAAGACUGCUAGACUUAAGCAUGCCACUGAGUGCAAGGAUGUUCUUGAUGCCAAGUAAUCUGGCUUAAAAAGAUUUCCUUGGGUCCAGAAUCUCAUUGGUAUCAAGGAUCCUGCCAGUUUAAACUUUCAUGCCAAUCCAAAUAUUCCACUCCCUAGUUUUGACAUUAUAGUAGAAGCUGAACCACCAGAUGUUGUGAAGUUUGCCAUAUCAUCAGGUGCUUUGAAUUAA